AUGGCCGCUCUCCUCUCCACCUCUGCCCGCGUUGCCCUGCGCUCGGGAGCUUCGGCUUCCUUCAAGACCGGAGCUGCGGGCUUGACAUUUGCCCGCGGCAAGGCUACUCUGCCUGACCUGUCCUACGACUAUGGUGCCCUUGAGCCCUCCAUCUCCGGCAAGAUCAUGGAGAUCCACCACAAGAACCACCACAACACCUAUGUCACCAACUACAACAACGCCAUUGAGCAGCUCCAGGAGGCCCAGGCCCAGGGUGACAUUUCCGCCCAGAUUGCUUUGAAGCCCGCGAUCAACUUCAACGGCGGUGGUCACCUGAACCACUCCCUCUUCUGGGAGAACCUGGCCCCCAAGAGCGCCGGUGGAGGUGAGCCCCCCCUCCGGCUCCCUCGGCCAGGCCAUCGACAGCACCUACGCGGUUGGGCCUGGCUCGUCAAGGACAAGCAGACCGGCCAGAUCGGUAUCCGCACCUAUGCCAACCAGGACCCCGUUGUUGGCCAGUACCAGCCCCUUCUUGGCGUUGACGCCUGGGAGCACGCCUACUACCUCCAAUACCAGAACCGCAAGGCCGAGUACUUCAAGGCCAUCUGGGAGGUCAUCAACUGGAAGGCUGUUGAGAAGCGCUUUUAA
Molecule: messenger RNA, 627 nt
Organism: Penicillium subrubescens
Lineage: Eukaryota; Fungi; Ascomycota; Eurotiomycetes; Eurotiales; Aspergillaceae
Gene: sod2
Product: superoxide dismutase sodB
Exons: 4
Coding region: 1-627 (208 amino acids)
Biological process (GO): superoxide metabolic process
Cellular component (GO): mitochondrion
Molecular function (GO): metal ion binding; superoxide dismutase activity
Source: RefSeq, a predicted model, not a curated record